AUGGGAAAUCAACCAUCACAUAUUUUAAAAAGUCCAUUCUCCAAGAGAACAUGUCAGAAAACAAAUAAAAAAAGAAAGGCAUUGUCGAUACAUGAUGUGGAUACUGACGAUCAAAGUAAAGAAGAGCAAGGCCAUGAAAGGGCAAGAACUGUUGCUAGUGAACCCCUUUUGACAACCAUCGCAGGUACAUUCUCCAAGAAAAGAUACAAGCCACACUUGGAAGAACCUACACCUACUCUACCUCCAUCUCCAACCUACACAUCUAAUGACAUGUAUACUACAGAAACAAUUAUUGUUGAUGGUAGAAGAUAUCAAAGCUAUAAUACUAAAUAUGUCUUGCCUAACGACGAUGAAGAACAAGAUCGACUAGUACAAGUUCACUUCAUUUACAAAUAUAUCUUUAAUGGUAACUUCUCAGCUCCGGUUCACGACUUACUCUCGGGCCCAGUUCCCUCGACUAGACGGAAUUCAUCGGGAUUAAGCCGUAGUAGAUUGAAGAGUGAAACGCCUACACCAAGGGUCUUGGACCUGGCAUGUGGCAACGGCACCUGGGUACUUGAAAUGGCAACAGAAUAUCCAAAUGCUCAUUUCUAUGGCAUUGACAUAUCACCCAAUUAUCCAACAACUAUCAAACCUCCCAAUGCAUUUUUUACACAAUUCGACAUACUGAGUCCUAAGGGAUUACCUUUUCCAGAUGACUACUUUGACUUUGUCUUUAUGCGUCAAGUCUACACUUGCUUUUCCCAUUUAGACUGGGCGGUCGUCAUCAAAGAGAUCAGACGGGUGCUCAAACCAGGGUGCUACGUUGAGCUCCGUGACAUUGAUCCCAUUUUGAAGAAUAUGGGGCCCACGACGUACAAACUAUUUGAGAAAUAUCCAGCAUUUAUGAAGGAAAGGCACGGUGUUGAUAUUGAUUGGGCUAAAAGUAUGUACGACUGUCUCCAGCAAAUCGGCCAAAUGACAAACAUGCACAGGGUCGUACGAGGUCUUCAGUGUGGAAAAACAGGUCCCGUUUGUUCGCUCAUGAACAAUUCUCUUCGAGCUGGGCUUUAUAGCUAUCGUUACUUCUUUCAAACGAAUUACAAGAUGAGUUCUCAAGAAUAUAAUAGAAUAGUCGACAAAGUGGUGAACGAAUCUAUUGACUACCAAUCCUACUUUAAUUAUUAUUGCUGUUGGGGUCAGAAACCGCUGUAUGACUAUACUGCUCUUCAAAAGGUCAAGGCUCAGUCUACUCCUAAUUUAAGGAAUCUGCAACGAGACAUCGUCGCUGGAUCCUACGUCACUCUACCACCUUCCCAUACUGAACGUCGUGUAUCACUUCAUCUUCCUCCUUCUCCCACAAGUACCUAUGCUAGCAUGUAUCCUCUGUCAGAUGAUGAGGGCCAUAUAUUUGGCCAAGACAGUGUCUCUGACAUAAACCAAUUCAUUGAAGGUUACGAAGACUAA
This is a messenger RNA of Rhizopus microsporus ATCC 52813, 1446 nucleotides long. RefSeq names its product S-adenosyl-L-methionine-dependent methyltransferase. The transcript has 3 exons. Gene Ontology annotation, molecular function: methyltransferase activity. The record is from RefSeq and is a predicted model, not a curated record. The coding region runs from base 1 to 1446 and encodes 481 amino acids. Lineage: Eukaryota; Fungi; Mucoromycota; Mucoromycetes; Mucorales; Rhizopodaceae.